Molecule: messenger RNA, 3135 nt
Organism: Saimiri boliviensis boliviensis (Bolivian squirrel monkey)
Lineage: Eukaryota; Metazoa; Chordata; Mammalia; Primates; Cebidae
Gene: MTHFSD
Product: methenyltetrahydrofolate synthetase domain containing
Cellular component (GO): cytoplasm
Molecular function (GO): RNA binding
Source: RefSeq, a predicted model, not a curated record
CUGUGCGCCAGACUCGACCCCCGGAGGCGUCGCGCGGAGACGGCGUAGCCAUGUUGCCGAGGACGGAUGUCUCCAAACAGGACAUUCGUGAACACAUUUGGGACUACAUGGAAUCACAGAAUUUAGCUGACUUUCCCCGACCUGUUCACCACAGGAUUCCCAACUUUAAGGGAGCUUCUCAUGCUGCUGAGCAACUCCUGCGCUUGCCAGCAUUCAGAACGGCCAGGACCAUAAAAGUAAAUCCUGAUGCUCCCCAGAAAAACGCUCGCUUCUUCGUUCUUGAAAACAAAAAAACAUUGUUGGUUCCAACACCACGACUGAGAACGGGGUUGUUUAAUAAGAUCACACCGCCCCCUGGGGCAACUAAAGACAUCUUGAGAAAAUGUGCCACCUCUCAGGGUGUGAGGAACUACAGUGUCCCCAUAGGCUUGGAUUCCAGAGUCCUUGUGGAUUUAGUUGUGGUGGGAUCCGUGGCCGUUUCUGAAAAAGGCUGGAGAAUCGGGAAAGGAGAAGGCUACGCCGAUCUGGAAUAUGCCAUGAUGGUGUCCAUGGGCGCCGUCAGCAAGGAGACGCCAGUGGUCACCAUCGUCCACGACUGCCAGGUUGUGGACAUCCCUGAGGAGCUCCUUGAGGAGCACGACAUCACUGUCGACUACAUCCUCACGCCAACCAGAGUCAUCACCACAGGCUGCGAGCGCCCAAAGCCAAUGGGAAUCACCUGGUCCAAGAUCAGCCGGGAGAUGAUGGAGAAAAUCCCAAUACUGAGGAGCCUCCGUGCCCGAGAGCAGCAGGCUGGGAAGGAUGUCACCCUCCAGGGUGAGCACCAGCAUCCUCCGGACCCAGGCCGGCAGCAGACAGUGCCCCCAAGUGCUGGCAGAAGGCCCCAGGACACACCCGGGCCAGAAGCCAACUCUGUGGAGGCAGCCUGCGGCUCCCCACCAGGGGAGGGUGCCCCUCUUGCAGCCGAUGUUUAUGUUGGGAACCUCCCCCGGGAUGCCCGUGUGAGUGAUCUGAAGAGAGCCCUGCGGGAACUCGGGUCUGUGCCCCUGCAGCUCACGUGGGAGGGCCGGCAGCACAGAGCCUUCCUCCAUUACCAGGACUCAGCCGCAGCCCAGCGGGCCGUCUCCUGCUUGCAGGGCUUGUGCCUGGGCACUGACACCUUGAGGGUGGCGCUGGCCAGGCAGCAGAGGGACAAGUGACCUCGUGGAAAGCCACAGAGCCCACUGCAGUGCGCCAUUCCCAUCACCUGCUGCUCCGGUUCGCGUGGCACUCGUGGCCUGUGUGGCGAGACGUGACGGAGCCUCUGUGUGAGCUGCUCGGGUCUCAGUGAAUUCCCAGGACCUCCUGUAAGUGGGAAAGCCAGCCCGCAGUGCAUCUCACACUGCGCAGGAGGCUGCAGCCCCCCGCUUGUGCAGGCCUUGAGCCAGUUUGUAUUUCUCUGGAAGGACAGAGCAGACGGGCCAGGGACUGAGUGAGCAGCGAAGCAGGUGUGGGAAGUGUGAAGAUGAUCUUGGGUUUGCAGGGUGGCCUCAACAGAAGAUGGACAAAGGAGCCAGCUUCCUAGAGGCUGUGGCAGGGACCUCACGCUGGCACAGAAGGGUGCCCCUGGGCUCCAGGCUUCUGAGCUGGCAGCACUGCAGGGAGAGCUCCGUUGACAUCGCAGGAGCCCAAGGAGCUCCACCCCUGGGUAAAAAGCACUUGCUGCAGCUCAGCUCCAUUCUCAGGCCACACUUGGGGGAGCCAGCCUUUCCUGGUCACCUCCCGAGCCAUGCUCCUCCCUCUGUGGACACACACGCCAGGCCCUCAGCCAGCUGCCCUGCCCCGCCCACAUGGGAGCAGCUUUGUGCUGUGGAGAGACUGGCUCUGGGAGGACAGGGUUCAUCCCAGCCUCUAUCACAUUUGCCCAUUGCCUUAUGUUUUCUGGGUUUUGUUCCUCCAGUUCUGUUUCUGAAAUGCCAGCUGGAGUUUGGCUGAAGGGUCCUUUCUCAACAGAAGGCUUUUUGCAAUUGAUCCUGGGCACCAGGUCAAAAUAAGCAUUUAAGGGGAGAUUUUUUUAAAUGUAUAUGCUUUGGAAAUGGAGUUUUUAGCCAGAGGGUUUUCCUGAAUGUUAUUUUAAGCACCUUAUUAUGCCUCAAGAGGGCAGCCCUUGCAUGCACUUAAAAGAACAUGUUCUCAGGACACUUGGUCUCACUGAAAGGGCAUUUUAAGGACAUUUUCUCAUUGGUUUUACCAUGAAAAUCCUGUGGAGACUUUGGAAAGAAAAUGCAGCCUUAGAUUUGCUCAUUAACUACCGGUUUCCUUUCCAAGUUGUCAUGAAUAAAGUGAGGGAGUAGAAGCGUCUGACAGUGCUACCCUGGGCCUGCUGUGUCCUUGGCCUCGCCUCUGCCGGCACGGCUGGUCACGUUUGUCACUGGGCAUUCGGCUCAGUGUCAGAAGCUGGCUCAGUCCCCGUUCAGAGGAGUCACCUAAACGGGGGGUGUUUGUUUUUUGUUUUGUUUUUUUUUUUUUAGAGUGCAGGCAGCAUAUGACAAGGCCACAGGUCAUCCCCACAGCUCGUCUGCAGAAGCUCCUAAGCCCACCGUUGUCACUGCAUGCGUUUCUGGUGGCCUUUGGUCAGUGGGCUGAUCGGGGUGGAAAAGGGUCCAUGGCUGAUUACGCUGAACUCAUCUUUUCUGUCUCUUUUUUUUUUUUAAAGAAUAUUUCUUUGAUUGAAAGAUUUCCAUUUGUUUUUUUGUUUCCUUUUUCCCUGUGGAUCUGCUGCCAUUAGAAUAGCAACUCCAGGAGAAGGGCAAGUGUGUCCGCCCCGCCCUGUCCGCUCCCUGCCCCGCCCGCAGCAGGAGCAGCUCCUGCAGGCAGGACUUGGGAAUGGACCCACUGGACCGGUAGAGGGAGAAGCUGGGUUCUGACUCCACCACCGCCAACUCCUGUGUCCACCCCACCCUCAGACGGUGGCGUUCUACGAGUCAGGGAAGCCAGAUUGCUGGAGUUUUCUGUCACUUUAGCCAGAAUAAUUCAGGUGUAUUGAUAUAUAGAUAAUUUGAAGGAGUUCCUCAUUUUUCUAUUUGUGGAACAUCGUCUAAGAAAAGCUAAAGAGUAAGCACCUAAAAUAAAAUCCCCCACACGCGUUAGCCUGCA